Messenger RNA from Mizuhopecten yessoensis (Yesso scallop), 1537 nucleotides. RefSeq names its product 2-(3-amino-3-carboxypropyl)histidine synthase subunit 1-like. Gene Ontology annotation, molecular function: 2-(3-amino-3-carboxypropyl)histidine synthase activity. The coding region runs from base 36 to 1484 and encodes 482 amino acids. NCBI's taxonomy places the organism in Eukaryota, Metazoa, Mollusca, Bivalvia, Pectinida, Pectinidae. The transcript has 12 exons. The record is from RefSeq and is a predicted model, not a curated record. Gene Ontology annotation, biological process: protein histidyl modification to diphthamide.
AGUUCCAAAGUUUGAAUUAUUUCCCUUAUUCCAAGAUGGCUGCGCCCAUGGAAAGCACACCGACUGUUGUCAAAGCUAGUGUUAAUAGGAAGAUUAUCAAAGGAGCUGGUCCAAGACGUGCUGCCCACCAGAUUCCUGAGGAUAUUCUCAAUGAUGUAAAGCUACAAGAAGCUAUCAAACAGCUACCAGAUAACUACAAUUUUGAGAUAUUUAAGACGAUAUGGAGGGUACGGACAACACAAGCCAAGAGAGUUGCACUCCAGUUUCCCGAGGGAUUGUUACUGUUUGCCUGUACUAUUGCUGACAUCAUUGAGGAAUUCACAGAGGCGGACACACUAAUCAUGGGUGAUGUGACAUAUGGAGCCUGCUGUGUCGAUGACUUCACUGCCAGGGCUUUAGGGGCGGAGCUUAUGAUUCAUUAUGGACACAGUUGUCUAGUUCCGAUAGACAGGACUGAAGGGAUACAGAUGCUGUAUGUCUUCGUGGACAUCAAAAUUGACACAGCUCACUUCUUGGACACACUCCAUCACAACUUCUCACCUGGUUCUCACCUAGCCCUCGUCAGUACCAUUCAGUUUGUGGCAGCUUUACAGUCUGCAGCUAACGAGCUAAAGACUGAGUUCCAGGUCACUAUUCCACAGUCCAAACCGUUGUCACCAGGAGAAAUUCUGGGGUGUACAUCUCCCAAACUGUCACCAGAUGUCACUGCUCUAAUUUACCUAGGAGACGGCAGGUUUCAUCUUGAGAGCGUCAUGAUCAGUAAUCCACAGAUUCCUGCCUACAGGUAUGAUCCAUACAGCAAGAUAUUCUCAAGAGAGUAUUAUGAGACGGAAAAGAUGCAUACUGUACGGAAGCAGGCCAUAUCUCGUGCAGCUCAGAGUGGAAAGUUUGGUGUGAUACUUGGCACACUGGGGCGUCAAGGAUCGCCAAAGAUUUUACAGUCUAUUCAGCAGAAGCUAAAGGAAAACGGGAAAGAAACCAUUUUGGUGUUGUUGUCAGAAAUAUUCCCGCAGAAGUUACAGCUCUUUCAAGGAGUGGAUGCAUGGGUACAGGUGGCCUGUCCUAGGUUAUCCAUUGACUGGGGAUUAGCCUUCAAGAAACCUUUAUUGACACCAUAUGAGUUGUCUGUUGCUAUGGAUUCCAUAAAGUGGCAGCCAACAUACCCCAUGGACUUCUACGCAAAUGACAGCCUGGGACCGUGGACAGUUAACAAUGAACUGCAUCGUCCUAUCAGACAGAAACCACGAUCCACUAAACAAACGGUUAACAAAAUUACGAAACCAGCUUCCAGUGGUUUGAGUGAUUCUCUUAUGAAACAAGGACAGCUAACUCCUGCUGCUUGUGGGUGUUCUGGACUAAGUGACAAUGUGCCUGACAGUGAACACACUUGCUGUAGGUUACAGGGUCAGGCAGGUCAUUGCUGUAAUUUACAGGGUCAGAGUUCACAGUUGGACAGCAAAGAAAGCAGUGAUACAGGAACAUAACUUGUGUGAAAAUAACUGAUCCACUUUUGAAAUGUGAUAAAUAAUAAAUAAAU